Anguilla anguilla (European eel) is the source of this 7529-nucleotide messenger RNA. RefSeq names its product synergin gamma-like. Gene Ontology annotation, cellular component: clathrin coat of trans-Golgi network vesicle. The coding region runs from base 66 to 2591 and encodes 841 amino acids. Gene Ontology annotation, molecular function: protein binding. Lineage: Eukaryota; Metazoa; Chordata; Actinopteri; Anguilliformes; Anguillidae. The transcript is spliced from 13 exons. The record is from RefSeq and is a predicted model, not a curated record.
AGAUAACGGAAGUACCAGUCUAUUACAUCAUCGAUGACGUCUUUUAGCAGCCUUGUUUUGUUAAGAUGGCGCUGCGGCCAGGACCAGGGGGAGCUGGCAGUUUUAUAUAUCCUGUCGGAGGUGGCCUGGGACCUCCACAAGGCCUGAUGCCCGUGCAGGGUCCGCAGCCGCAACAGGGCUUCCCCAUGAUGCAGGUCAUGUCGCCCAACAUGCAGGGAAUGAUGGGAAUCAAUUUUGGGGCCCAGAUGACCCCAGCAGCCAUGCCAAUGCAGGGUGGGCUGACGAUGGGGAUCCAGGCCCCUGGGAUGCAGUUUGUGGGUCAGCCCCAAUUCAUCAGUGUGAGGGCCACCGGCCCGCAGUACACACACAUAGCUGAGGAGCAUCAGAAGCGACUGGAGCAGCAGCAGAAGCUGCUGGAGGAGGACCGCAAGCGGAGGCAGUUUGAGGAGCAGAAACAGAAACUGCGUCUGCUGAGCAGCGUCAAGCCCAAGGCAGGAGAGAAGAGUCGGGACGAUGCACUGGAGGCCAUCAAAGGGAACCUGGACGGCUUCAGCAGAGACGCAAAGCUGCACCCCACGCCAUCCUCGCACCCCAAGAAAGCAGGUGUAGGAGUCUACCCUCAGCAGGACCACAUCCAGCCUCUUAUGCCUGCCUGGCUGUACAAUGACAGCCUGGUCCCAGAACUCUUCAAAAAGGUGCUGGACUUCACUCUGACCCCUGCUGGCAUUGACACAGCCAAGCUGUACCCCAUUCUGAUGUCAUCAGGCCUGCCCAGAGAGGCGCUGGGACAGAUCUGGGCUUCAGCCAAUCGCACCACACCUGGCAAGCUGACCAAGGAGGAGCUCUAUGCUGUGUUGGCCAUGAUUGGUGUAACACAGAGUGGUAUUCCAGCAAUAGGUCUGGAUAUUUUGAGUCAGUUCCCCUCUCCCCCAAUGCCCAACCUGCCUGCCAUGACCGCACCCCCUGUCCUGCCCCAGCACCAACAGCCAAUCAUGUCUCAGACAUCAGUCUCUAUGGCCACGCCCCCUGUCUUGCCCCAGCACCAACAGCCAAUCAUGUCUCAGACAGCAGUCCCCAUGACCACACCCCCUGUCCUGCCUCAGCACCAACUUCCAAUCAUGUCUCAGACUCCCGUCUCCAUGGCCACACCGCCUGUCCUUCCCCAGCACCAACAGCCAAUCAUGUCUCAGACAUCUGUCUCCACACCGACUCCAACACCUGCAGUCAUCGGCAUGAGUUCAAGCACCAGCAUCCAGCCUGCCAACAGCUUUGUCGCCUGUUUCCCACCUCUGCAGGGAACGAAACCAGACGAUGAUGAUUUCCAGGACUUCCAGGAGGCACCCAAGGCUGGGGCCAGCGAGGACCCCUUCACUGACUUCCAGGCAGAACCAGGAAACACAUUCUCCAGCACAGCUCAUCCCCAACAACAGACUAGUGUUACUGCAAUACUGACUCCAGUGUCCAGAUCCUCAUCCCUGGAUAAAUAUGCUGCAUUCAAACAGCUAUCUGUGGAGCAAGCUGCAGAUACCUCCUCCCCUGCCUCAGAUUUUACAGAUAAAUAUAGUGUCUUCAGACAGCUUGAGCAACCUGGAGAUAGAAAGUCAGGUGAAGGAUUUUCAGACUUUAAGUCCGCCAGUACCGAUGAUGGCUUCACAGACUUUAAAACAGCCGAUGCAGUGUCUCCAUCAGACCCUUCGGAUCAAACAAAGACCUUCCACCCCUCAUUCCCUCCCCCUUUUGCCCUCUCUCAGCCUCUGCAUCAACAGCCCCAGAACCCCCCCUCCCGGUCGCGAUGCAGAAACCCUCUCAACAUGGCCGACUUGGACCUCUUUGCCCCCACGGCUCCGCCUGCGCCUGCCGCUGACCCCAAAAACCUGCCUUUCCCUUCCACUCCCCAAUCUGCAGAGCCCCGCCCAGAGGGAGCUGUGCCCUUGGGCAAAGCUGGCGAUGAUUUUGGGGAGUUCGCCCUCUUUGGAUCCUCUACCCCCAACUCCUGCUCGGCUGCAACGCCGGGCUGCACUGUUGGGGUGGGGGGAACGGCUCUCGAUGAGUUUGCCGACUUUCUGGCUUUCAGGAGGCCUGGGGAGAUCUCAGCCGACGCUAACCCCGUCCUGAGCGGCUCCAGGAUGGGGGAGGCUCUGCCCCGGCAGCAGCAACAGCAUGUCUCAGACAAAUACAACAUCUUCAAGCAGCUCUCUUUGGAAGGCAGCCUGGGCUACGACACCAAGGAUAGUGGGGGCUGCGCAGCCUCUCUGAAGAGCGACAUUGACGAUUUUGCCGAAUUCCAGUCCUCCAAGUUCUGCACUGCCCUGGGGGCCUCAGAGAAGAGCCUGCUGGACAAAGUCACCUCCUUCAAACAGUCCAAGGAAGACUCCGCCUCCGUCAAGUCCCUGGACCUCCCAUCCACUGGGGGCAGCAGUGCGGGAAAGGAGGACUCGGAAGACACGCUCUCUGUGCAGCUGGACAUGAAGCUGUCAGACAUGGGCGGAGACCUGAAGCACGUGAUGUCUGACAGCUCUCUGGACCUGCCUGCAAUGUCCGCCCACCAGCCCCCCGCCUCAGGUGAGGAACUAGUGCGCUUACUGUGGUGAGACGCAGCUCAGCUACGCACACCUCUGCUCCCAGGCCCUCUCUGCUCCAGGCAACCCUUUGGCCUCUGCCCCAGUGCCCCCCACAGUGCAUAUGUACUGUGGCCACUUUAUCAGCCCAGUGUUUAAAACCAUCAGUUCAGAGCACACUUCAUAGCCUUCCAUGAAACCCAGAAAUACUGUGUGCCCAUCAUUUUGUUUGUGUCUAAUUUUAUUUAUUUAUUUAUUUAUUUAUUUAUUUAUUUAUUUAUUUAUUUAUUUAUUAUUUAUGUAUGUAUGUAUUUAUUUGUUUGUUUGUUACAUUGCCAUUUAUGAAUUGAUCUGUAUUUCCAUGUGUUUUCAGGCUGUUUUAUAAGGAUGGUCCAUAUUGUAUUGGUUGUAGGACUCUGUUUCUGCUGAAUUAGUUGUUGUAGCAGUGUUAAUGUACCCACCAGUGUGAUAAAUCCCUGAAUCCCUGGUACCCCAGACAUGUCUCCUGCAUAAAGCACACUGCCUCUGUCCUGCUCAAAUUUAUUUAACAACCACACUGGCAAUAGGAAAGGACUCUCUCCCUUUUCACUUAUCAUUGCAUCCUUCACGUUAGUCCUUACUUGGCUGCAUACUUGGGUCAGAUCAGUAUUUAAAAUAUAGUCCCCCCUCCACUGUUUGCUGUCUGCUAACAUUAUACAAUCUGUAGCCAGAAACAAUAUGCUACGUGUGUGUAUUUAAUCAAAGUCAAGCACAGCAGUGCUCAUUCAACCCAGUCUCACUGUCAACAGACAGCUCACCACUUUUCAGACCUUAUAGACAGACAACUCAGAUUAUGGACCUGGUUACAUGAUAGCAGCCCAUAGAAGCAUGGAGAUAUUCUUGGAUACCUCAGGUACAACCUGUUCGGAACCAGUGGGAGGACAACAGAACCCAUAGGAUAUUACAUUCAUAAACUUCUAUGAUGCAUCAAUUAACAUAACAAUAGCAAAAUACAGUAUGUAACUUGGAUAGCUUGCUAGGUAAGAUAAUAUAUCUAAAUAGAAGACCAUUCUAUAGUUACAAAUGGAAAAGCUAGACAGGUUAAAUGAAUAAUACUUACUUUCAGGUUUUGGAGGCAUUCACGGAAACUGGGCACUGCUAAUCUCAGUGUUCUCUGAGAGCUGUUUAGGCUCGCCUCAACCUGUGCUAACAAACUGCACCCAUUUCACACAAAAGUGAUACAAUUGUAUGUAGUACUGCAGAGAAAAGGCCUCUCCUAUGUUACAGUGGAAAACAGCAUAACUUCUGUUUGUAGACAGUGCCAUCAUUCGCAUUAUAAUGCAUUAGCUAGUUCACUGCUGUCAUAUCAGCACCAGCGCCAUGUCAUUAUUAAUAAGACAGAAAGAUUCCAUGAUGUCUCAAAACCAGUGAUUUUGCUUAAAUUCCAUUGUUGAUAGCUGACUUUGAUCCUCAGUGUUUUCAACAGCAAAACCGGCUCAUUCACAGAGCUGACAGCAUAUUUUACAUUUUAGCAGGUGUGCAUUGUGCAUUAGAGUGUAUAAAUGCCACCGAGAGAUUUAUCAGCAGAGCAGUCAUGAUUUUGACUGGAGGGGGUCUUUAAAGAGUGUUUCACUCAGGUCUGUUAGCGUGUGCUGCUGCUCACCUGGAGAGCACUGAUGGUCAGCAUGUUGAUGCCGAUGGUCCUAAAAAAAUUAAAAUAGGUGGGGCAUUCAUGCACAGCACACCACUGUAUUAUUUUCCAAGUAGAUUAUUGUCCCUAAGAAACUUUAUGUAAGAUAUUUUAGACUGCCAUUACCUCUUUACUAAUAAUCUGAUUCUGUUAUAUGCGCAUAGAAGGACUUUAUUUAAUUAAUAAUGCAGCCGAGUAUUAAAAGACGCUGUGAGGUAGUGCAGUGCGUGUACACUUUCAGUCAACAUUCCUGUACUGAAAUGACUGUAUUGGCUGUCAGUCUGAUCGAUCAGACCUUGCCCUUGUGUGCAUGCAGCAGAUGUUAUAGAUAUUCUCUGUUAAAACAGCAUUUCAUUGGGUCAAGUUUGAAUAUUAUUAAAAGACAUUAAAAUAGAAAAGGAGCUUGAGUUAUGUUCGUGUAGUGCAAAAAGUGGCAAAGGUGAAUUUUAUUUAUUCACCUGAUCUUACUUCACAAUUCACCUUACGGAGCAAGGUACAUAUUCCUGAAUACUCAAGACCUCUUCUUAAAAUAUGUGUGCACAUUUAUACACGCUCAUGGGUCUGUUGGCUUCUUGGCUGAGUGAGAUUUGCUUUGAUUUAGGCUUAUAGAUGUCAGAAUAAGCAGUGUUAAUUUCAGUGUGUGUGCAGCUGCAUGUGUUGUAGUGCUGUGUGAGAAACAUUAAUGAUCUGUCUGCAGAAGUUGUUCCACAGACCCAAUCAAGGCUGUUUGUUCUCUGCAUUCCUACUUCAUAUUCAUCAAUGUUUAUUCUUAAAGAGACAGUAUCUCUUUUUGUGGAAUGUUUUUGGCCUAGAAAUCUACAUCAAAGCAAUAUUAGUAUCUGAAUUAUAAUAUUAUUAAUCAUAAUAAUAUUAAUAUUAACAUAAUUAAUACAAAAACACAAAAAAACUGUGGGAUCAUACAGCUGGUAUAUAUCUGCAUAUCAAUCCACCUUUAAAAAAAAAUAUGUACAGUGAGCUCCAUGAUUUUUGGCACAAGGACAAUUAUUUUUGAUUUGGCUCUGUGCUCCACAAUUUAAAAUUUGUAAUCAGCCAAUUCAUGGUUAAUUUGCACAUUCUCAGCUUUUAUGGGUAUUUUUAUACUCUUUGGUUCCACCAUAUAGAAAUCACAGCUCUUUUUAUACAUACUUUAACGUAUGCAGUGAAUGUUCAGUAAGAUUCAAAUUGGGUAACUUAGCCAAUCAAUUUCCCAGUUUUUGGCUUUCGUUGCUUUAGCAGUAUGUUUGGGAUCAUUGUCUUGCUGUAGGAUGAAGUGCCAUCCAAUGAGUUUUUAAAGGCAUUUUAUUGAACUUGAGCAGAUAAGAUGCAUCUGUACACUUCAUAAUUCACUCUGCCACUGCUAUAAGCAGUUACAUCAUCAAUGCAUCAAUGAAGACAAUACCUGUGGCGGUCAUACAUGUCUAAACCAUAACAUUCCCGCCACCAUGUUUCACAGAUUGGGGGGGGGGGUGUUUUGAUCUAAGGGAGUUCCUUUUGCCUGCCACACUUUGUUCUUGGCAUCACUCUCAUACAAGUGACUCUUGGUCCUUUUUUCCAGAACACUGCAGGCCCUUUUAGGCACUUCUUAGCAAACUAACCCAGCCAUCCUGUUUUUGUGGGUAAUUACAGGUUUGCAUUUACCAAUAUAGCCUCUGUAGUUUUGUGAAGUCUUCUGUGGACAGUAGUCCACCGAUACAUCCACUCCUGCUUCCUGUAGACUGUUUCUGAUCUGUCAGGCAGGUGUUUAGUGGUUUUUCUUCAUUGCGGUCAUCAACUGUAGAGGACGUUCUUAGCCUACCAGGCCCUUUGCAAUUUCUGAACUCACCAGUGUUCUCUUUCUUCUUGAUGCUCCAAGCAGUUGCUAUCGAUAAGCCUAAGGUUUGGCCUAUGUCUCUGUUUUUUCUUAUUUCUCAGCCUCAUAAUGGCUUCCUCGACUCGUCAUUGGCAACUCAUGUUGACAAACUCCAAUAACAGACUGCAAAGCAAUCAAAAGCUGAAAGCUCUUAUACCUGCACUAAGGAAACAAAUGAACACAUCUGACUAAUCCAAAACACCUCUGAAGUCAUUUGUUCCAAACUUUAUGGUUCCCUUAUAAAAAUACCCUGUAAUAACAGCUGAUAAUUUGCACUUCAACCACACAUGAAUGAUUACAAAUAUAAAAUUGUGGUGUGUAUAGCCAAAUCAAAAAGAAAAUGUCUUAGUCCCAAACAUUAUGGAGCUCACUGUAUAUACAUAUAAAAUUCAUAGUGUAUUUUUAUUGCAGUUUGUGCUCAACUUUAUUUCAAAUAUAUAUAUAUUCAAUGUAGUUUGAACAAAUCCUACUUCAUGCUACGUUAUCUAUUUGAAUAUUAAAGCUAAUUAUCAAUUUUUCAUAUAUUUCCAUUAAAGUAUUAAAUGUCUAAUGAAUAUUUACAAAUAUUUGCUGGAUGUUAUCUUUUUAUGCAUUCUUCUUCCAUAAUGUAAAGAGGUUAGACAGAGGAACAUGCACAGGACAUGUUUGGGGUGGUGUGAUAAACAGAAUACUGUCACUUUAAAUUUGUUGUUCACCUGUUACAUAAGAUGCAGUGUUAAGUUCGUCUUAUGUUAUUUUAACCCCUUGAGUAUUUGAACAAAGCAGUUAUCAAAGGUUUGUUCUGAUUUGUUUUAAUGAAGAGUGUCAAUGCUUACCUGCCAUCUAUUUAAUACAUUGAAUACCACGGAGGGACAAGCAUGAAUGAGAUUAAUGAAUCACAGGCUCUUUUGUCAAUCUUGGCUUUUUAUAACUUACUAUCCUUACUCUUUAUUGCUUCUGAGCCUGUGGGCUAUAUCCUGAUCUUGGGGUUUAUAUCCCGGUAGAAUCAGAAUGACAGAACAGAUUGUCUCACCCAAAGUAUACAUUUUUCAGAUACCCAUCGUUCAUUUUGGCCAUCUUGGGAACCUGCAGGACGUGAGUUAAGAGUGAAGACGUGUACGUCCUCAAAGCAUUUUAGUACCUGGCUUUCAACAUACACUCACAUUUUUCUCGAUUUUUGGCUUUUUAAGCUUUACGUACAAUUUGGUUCUCUGUUGCUUUUCCCUCUUAGAACUUAUCAAAAACUAAUGUUAGUCUGUGAAUGUGCCUUCUCAGAUCUACUGUCUGCUGGUUUCUGGGGUUUCCUCUUUCAAACAUUUGCCGUUUGUCGUUUUUAUGACUUUGCAUGCCCUUGUAUGCGUUCUUUUUUUAAGUGCUCAUUUGGCUAAAUUCUCUUAUAAAUUUCCCUUUCAGACAGCAUUUUGUGAACUUCCUCUCGUUGUCAUAAUAAAUAUAAAUCUUGGUAUAGCUGAAA